This is a messenger RNA of Cadophora gregata, 405 nucleotides long. RefSeq lists its product as uncharacterized. Bases 1 to 405 code for a protein of 134 amino acids. The record is from RefSeq and is a predicted model, not a curated record. The transcript has a single exon. NCBI's taxonomy places the organism in Eukaryota, Fungi, Ascomycota, Leotiomycetes, Helotiales, Ploettnerulaceae.
AUGCCUCCAGAAAUUUCCAAUAGACACCUCCUCACGACCGAUGUACGGCAGUUCCGACUUUUCGAUAACGAUCAAGAGCGUACAUGCAUGGUCUCUGUCAAAAGCCUAGACAAUAGCCAGAAUUGGUAUAAAUUAUGGCAUCGUCUAGUAGCCGAACACUCGGUUCGGAAAUUGACAGACCAAACAGACAAGCUGCCAGUGAUAGCCGGAAUGGCAGAUAGGAUGCAAGGCUGGUUCAAAGAGACGUAUUCUGCUGGCUUAUGGGCUGAAAACAUGUUGGGGGAGCUGUUGUGGCAGCGGAGCUCGUCAAUUAAAAGUAUCAUCAACACUUCUGACGACUUUGGUGCUCGGUACGUGGCGCCGCCAUCGUGGUCGUGGGCUUCAGCCACCUUUCCCGUUUUCUAA